Phragmites australis (common reed) is the source of this 2242-nucleotide messenger RNA. RefSeq lists its product as uncharacterized. Gene Ontology annotation, cellular component: nucleus. Bases 553 to 2100 code for a protein of 515 amino acids. Gene Ontology annotation, molecular function: deSUMOylase activity. The transcript has 10 exons. Gene Ontology annotation, biological process: protein desumoylation. The record is from RefSeq and is a predicted model, not a curated record. NCBI's taxonomy places the organism in Eukaryota, Viridiplantae, Streptophyta, Magnoliopsida, Poales, Poaceae.
AGAUUGAAAUUAGUACAAAGAAAGCCAAUCCUAGAUGGUUUAAUUUGUAUAAAGGGAGAGAUGAUACAACAAUCACUUUCAAACACUUGGAAGAACGAAUAGGGAGCGGCACAGCUGAUGACCACUUUGCUAGAAUGUUUGUGCUGUAUACGAUAGGAACAGUUUUGGCACCUAGUUCAAAGGAAUAUGUGAGCAGCAGGUAUGUAGAUCUUGUACCAGAUAUUUCAAAAAUCAAAGGCUACAAUUGGGCGCAGUUCACAUUAGAGUAUUUGAUUGAUCACUUGGCAUUUUUCAAGAAGAACAAAAGAACAGGUCUUGUUGGAAAUUUGGCGUUUCUGCAGGUUUGGUUCUUUGAACAUUUUCAAGCGUCUGGCGAUUGCUUUGAUUAUGCACGCCAUGAGCAUCCUCUGAUUAAAAAUUGGGGUGGAAACAAGGUUGUGAAGCGGGCACAUCUUGAAGGGAUAAAGAAAUUUGGUGCUGAAAAGGUCAUCGCAACUUGUGUUAUUCUCCUAUUGUGUUGAAGUAUGAUAGUACUGCAAAUUAAUUAAUGUGAUGUUGCAUGUAGUUAUUAGGUUGCAACUCAAUGAUUCUGAAGCGCGUACUGAUUCUGAUCAUUUGGAGGAGGAGAUUGGUGAGGGAUCUUCUGACGGAAUGAAUAGUGACUAUUUUGAAAAUGUGGAUUUCACUGACAAUGGUGAAAAGGAGGAAAAAAUUUUGGAUGGCUCGAAUGAUGAUGAGAAGGGUGACGGAUGCCUCAGAGAGGACACACUGGAAUCAAUCAAAGGCAGGCUAUCAGCAUUAGAGCAAGAUACCCAUCAUAAGUACACAAGUAUUGAUGGAAGAAUUCAAGUGAUAGAGGACAGGACAAGAUGUUUACCGGAGCUGCAUGCAAUUUUGCAGAGGAUUGUAAAGCUACUUGAUGGGAGUAAUAGGCCAACAACAUGUGAGGAAACUGGCAGGAGAAAUCGUGAAAAGAAUAAGGAUACGGGGGAGAGAGGAAAUAGUAGGGUUAACAACGAGAAGCCUGAAAAACCUUGUAGGGAACCGGCUACUGAUCAUAAAAGGACUUAUUCUUCGGGAACUAGUAACUGUGAUCAAUCGAACAUAUUUGGAGGAGUAAAGAGGAAAAUCGAUUUAGUUUCGAGUCCUACUCUUGUUGAAAAGGUGAAAACAAGGAGAGACAGGCAACCAAGCAAAGUUUGCAAGUCCCCGUAUGAAGGCAUAAAGCGGAAUAGGAUAUUUGGAACAAAAACUGAUGGCGAUCAUGUUGAUGAGGUAACUCAAGGACUGGCUUUAAGCGACUUGGAACUGGCUGCCAUUAAAUUUGUUCAGAAGGAACUUGCCCAAAGUGCCGACAAAGUUUUAGUACGUAUAGGUAUAUCAGAUCUAAGAUGCAGUCUAUUGAGAUGCCUAAUUAGACCUGUUAGAGAGAAUGGAGCAGAUAAAUGGUUGGAUUCAGAAAUAAUAACCUCAUAUGCAAGUAUAUUUAACUCUAUUUGGGAAAAAGAACCUAAGAAACUGAAGCAUGCAGUUUCAGCUUACCAUUCUGAUUGGCUAAGAUGUAUUGGAAAAGAUUGGAUGAAAACUGGUUUGUUUUGUAAAAAAGUGGUUGAUUUUACUCGUACAUUCUGCCAGAGUUUUGUUGGAUCAGAUAUGGUCUUCAUUCCCAUAAACACCACCAACACUCACUGGUGGCUUUGUGUUCUCUGUUCGUCUAAGAAAGAAUUUCAAAUUCUUGAUCCUUACAGUAGACGCAUAAAUUAUGCAGAAGAAUCAAAAGAUUUGCGAAGCGGCAUUCAUUCGAUUUUGCAAGCAGUUCGUUCUUCCCCUCCCAAGUUGGAGUCGAGGUGGAGUAACUAUGAUAUACUAAAUUGGGAUGUGGUUGUCGUAAAAAAUAUUCCACGUCAACUUGAUGCGUGCUCUUGUGGAAUUUUUACAAUAAAGUAUAUGCAAUUCUGGGAUGGAUCAAAACUGACAUGUGACUUCUCGCAAGAGGACAUGGAGACAUUUAGAAAGAAGAUGCCAGCGGAACUGUUAUUUUCUCCCUUUAAUGAUCUUAAAAGUAUCAAAGAUGAUGUACUUGCCAUGGCCGAUUCUUAGUUUAAAUUCUUAUGUUUGAUGGCUACCCUCUUGGCCGAUUAAGGUGUAUGAACUGUUUCGUUAAUUAUCUGUAUACUUGCUUCGUAUAUGGUUGAUUAAGGUGUAUGAACUGUUUCGUUAAUUAUCUGUAUCUUGGAUGAAA